Molecule: messenger RNA, 4010 nt
Organism: Prosopis cineraria
Lineage: Eukaryota; Viridiplantae; Streptophyta; Magnoliopsida; Fabales; Fabaceae
Product: putative disease resistance protein At3g14460
Exons: 3
Coding region: 1327-2259 (310 amino acids)
Biological process (GO): defense response to fungus
Molecular function (GO): protein binding; ADP binding
Source: RefSeq, a predicted model, not a curated record
CGAGCAUUCUCAGUGUUUUGAGCAACAUCACUCAUUCCCAAAGAGAUCAUGGCCGAAGCACUUCUUUCUGCUGUCUUCAAUGCGCUUUUGGAGAGGUUAACACCUAACCAAGGUGACUUGAUCAACUUGAUUUGUGGAAAGAAGCUCGACUACAAGCUCCUUCAGCGUUUGAAGCCGUCCCUGAUUGCUGCAAUAGCCGUGAUCAAUGAUGCUGAACUCAAACAACUCACCGAUCCUGCUGUCAAAGAUUGGCUUGAUGAACUCAAAGAUGCUGCUUAUGACCUGGAAGACUUGAUGGAUGAGAUUUCCACACGAGCUGCCAUUCAGAAAAAGGUGCCCUGUUUCUCCUCUGCUUCUCUUCGUUUGCGUGAUGCGAGCCUGGCAAAUAAGUUAGAGGAUAUGACUGAUAGAAUUGAAAGUAUUGUGGGAAACAAAGAUGCCCUUGAUUUGAAGAAGACAAGUGGAACUGAAACUUUGUCAUGGAGGCCUCCAGUUACGUCUAGUGUGAAUGUCUCUGAUGUUUAUGGAAGAGAGAAAGAAAAACAAGAUAUCAUUAAGCUUAUGUUCAAUAAUGAUGACGGUGAUCAGUUGUCUGCAAUCCCUGUCGUGGGCAUGGGCGGGGUUGGGAAGACCACCUUAGUCCAACUAGUUUAUAAUGAUAAUGAUGUGAAGCAAAAAUUUGAUAUUGCUGCAUGGGUUUGCGCUUCUGAAGUAUUUGAUCAUUUGAAAAUAGCACAGACUAUAGUAAAUUCUAUUGAUGCUUGUUUUGUCUGUGAUAACAUGGAUUUAAGUCUUCUUCAACAUCAUUUGGCUGAGAAGUUAGAAAGAAAAAGGUUUUUAAUUGUUUUGAUGAUGUUUGGAAUGACAAAAUCACUGAUUGGCAUAUUUUGAAGGAUUUGAUUCAGAAUGGAGUGGGAGGAUGCAAAAUUCUUGUUACAACUCGCCUAGAGCGUGUAGCUUUGAGGGCUAAAACCAUCUCAUCAUUUUAUCGCCUCAAUGUCUUGUCUGAUGAAGAUUGUUUGUCAAUUUUUGCUGCCCACGCUUUCCAUUCUAGAGUUUCAAUCGUGAAUUCUUGCUUAGAAGGAAUCAGGAGCGACAUUGCUAGCAAGUGUAAAGGAUUGCCUUUAGCUGCAAAAGUACUAGGGAAAACCUGACUUUGAAGAUUGGAAUAAAUAUUAAAAGAUGCCAUGUGGGAUUUAUCGGAUGAGAUCAUUCCAGCCUUAAGAGUCAGUUAUUAUUUUUCUCCCUCCCCAUUUAAAACAAUGCUUUACCUUUUGUUCUUUGUUCCCGAAGGAUUUUCGGUUUUGUAAAGAGCAAUUAAUCUUGAUGUGGAUGGCAGGAGAUUUUUUGCAACUUCCAAAGGGGAACAUGACUUUAGAAGAAGUUGGUUAUGCGUACUUUGAUGAUUUAACUUCGAGGUCAUUCUUUCAACCCAUACCAAAUAAUGAGUACCGGGGUCUUGAGUAUAAACAUCGUGGUGAGUUGUUUGUCAUGCAUGCUCUCAUUCAUGAAUUAGCGACUCAUGUUGCUGGAGAUUUCUACUUCCGGUUAGAGAAGGAUGGGAACAAAAUUGAUAAGAAGACACGCCAUUUGUCAUGCAACUAUCAGAAUCAUGCAUGCUCAGACCUUGAGCUUUUCAAAAAAAUAAAAUCCUUACGAACAUUUUUAGGAUUGAAAUUUUGCUAUAUCUCUCGAUUUGUUGGAAAUGUUUCUCAUAUUCUACCAUCAAAUAUGAAGUGCUUGCGAAUGUUGUCACUUCAAGGUCUGCGUGCAUUAAGGGUUGUUCCUGAGUCUAUUGGGGAAUUCAUCCAUUUGCGCUAUUUGGAUCUACCAAACACAAGUAUUGAAAGCUUGCCUGGAUCAAUGUGCAAGAUGUAUAAUUUACAGACGUUGUUGUGUUUUUGUCAGUAUCUUGAGGUGCUCCCAAAUGACAUGCAAGAUCUUGUAAAUCUUCGCCAUUUGGAUUUGUCCUCAUCAAACAGGAUUGUAAGUUUGCCUAACUCAUUGUGCAAAUUAUACAAUCUACAAACAUUGAAGUUAAAAGAUUGUCGGCGUCUGCAGAUGUUGCCAAGCGAUACACAAGAUCUCGUAAACUUGCGGCAUCUUGAUGUUAGAAACACAAGUUUGAAAGAAAUGCCGAGGGGAUUGGGCAAGUUAAAAAAUUUGCAAUUUUUGAGUGAAUUGUUGUUGGAAAAGAGCAAGGGAUCGGGAUUGGAGAAUGGGAGAAAUGCCAAAUUUAAAGAGUUGGAUUGUAAUUGAAAAGUUAGAGAAUGUCAGGAAUGGAAACGAAGCCUAUGAAGCGAGGAUGACGGAGAAGAAGCACAUUAAUGAUCUAACAUUAUCAUGGUCAGAGUAUGGCGACGGGGAAGAAUCAGCAAGAGAGAGAGAUAUUUUGGACAAGCUUCAACCUCAUUGGGAUUUAGAAGAACUGGAAAUAGAGAGUUAGAGGGGCACACCAUUUCCAGAUUGGUUGGGGAGUCCUCGCUACUACAACGUGACUUGGCUGCGACUGGAUAACUGCAAAAAACUGUUGCAUGCUUCCCCCCCUUGGGCAGCUCCCGCCUCUAAGGACAUUAUAUAUUGAAGGAUUAGAAAGUAUUGAGAAGAUUGGUGAAGAGUUGGUGAAGGUCAGCGAAUGUGCUCCCAUGAUACCAUUUCCAUCUCUUGAAUGUCUUAGUUUUCAAGGAUGACUUCGUGGACAGAAGGGCAUUCCAUUGAUGUGGAAGCUUUCCCUAAACCCCAACAACUCAAAUUAAAUAGAUGUUCUAAUUAGUUGGAAAUUUACCUAGCCAAUUACUUUUUCUAAAAACUCUAGAGGUCAAAGGGUGUCCGUUGCUGGCUUCUUGUAUCCCAAGGUGUCCCAAAAUUCAGGAUUUAUUGACAGGUGGAAGUGGAAGGGUCCGGUGGCAAGAGCAAGAGCUACCUCCUUCCCUUAGGAGGCUAGAAAUUACAGGACGUCGGAUGUCAAAAUCAAUGUUGGAGGCACUCUCUAAACAUUUGCAUCUUCAAAAAUUGAUUAUCUCGGAAUGCUCCAAUACAUCACAUCAAAUGAUUCAUAUGCCUCCAUCACUACAACAGUUAGAGAUAAACAAUUGUCAUAAUGUUGAUUUUGUGUUGAGUUCAACUGCUUCUCUACAAAAUCUCCAAUAUGUAACUUUUAGGUGGGCUUGUAAUAUUGUGAAGUUUAUGUCGGAUGACAUGAAAGGUCUUCUCCCAAAUUUAAAACAGCUACGUAUAGAUAGUUGUAAAGAGAUGGAAGCAUUUCCAGAAGGGAUCCUUGUGCCAAGUUUGAGGGAACUUUAUAUUAGAUUGUGUAAUUACAAGCUAUUAUCCCAUCAAGCAGAGUGGCACCCUCCUAACUAAUAUUACUUACCUUCAUAUUUUUUGUUCAAAUGUCCAAUGUUUCCCGGAGGGCUUCUCUCUUCCUACCACGCUCACCACUCUGGAGCUCUUUCGCUUCUUCAACUUGGAGACAUUAGAUUGCAAAGGACUUGAGCACCUAACAUCUCUCCAACAACUCAACAUCAGUUUUGUCCCAAGCUGGAGAAAAUGUCAGGAGAAAAGCUGCCUUCUUCUUUAAGAAGGCUUUGCAUUAGGAGUUGUCCGUUGCUUGAAGAAAAAUACCACAAGAAGGAUGAAGAUCUUACGCGCCGCAUAUCCCACAUCCCACUCAUCCAGUUUCUUGGUUCCUAAAUUCCUGAUGAGAUACAAUUAUCCACAAGGCAGUGUCCAACUUGAUAUGAGCUAGUUCUAAUUAAUGAAAACAACAUAUAGUGGUGCUUCUUCACAAGAUCAGCGAAAAAGAUAUAAAGGGAUUUGCAGACUUCAAUCUGUACUGAGAAGAAACUCUCAAUGAAAUCUCAUAGAGUCCAAGUCCUCUUGUUCAUCAAGUUCCUGAUCAUCCUCACGAGCAUUUUGUUCUUUUUUCUUAAAGUGUUUUCGGAUAAGUUCAUAAAGACUUGUUUGUAAAUUGUAUGUUGUAUUGUGAUUGCUCAUUACUUUUAAAAUUC